GGUACGUACAGCAAAAAACUAAAGUCCAAGGAUUAGGGAUAUGAGAGAUUACUCACAAAUUUUCUCUAACGAUGCGAAGCGUCCAGCUCCUGCCAAGGAUUGUCCCCCAAAAAAUGUCUCUCUUCCAAAUUCUGGGGUGAGAUCAAAUCGUAUUUCGAUGAAAAGCAAACACCCAUUGGAAAGUAAUGGUAGGAAAGCCCCAACCAGCGGAAAAAUUGAUUCAAAAUCAAUGGGCACUAGGAAACAGCUUGAUAGAAAUGAAAGUGGGUCGGGCCGGCCUUUAGGGUCAAAUGGGCUUCCAUUGAAGAUGUCUGCUUCAACUACUGAGAGGAAGACUUCCGCAUCUGGUGCGAAGACUUCCGAUGAUGAGCAUGACCCUGAGGCCGGGAAUGUUCGUGAUGUGAUAAGAAAAAUGUUUCGCGCACUAAUUGCGAGAAGAGAGGAUGAAGAGCAAGCUAGGUUGAUCGAAGCAGAAGAAGGGAACGAACGGCCAGGUUGAAAAAGCAAAAGAAGCUUCGGCUGGUUCAUUAGAGAGGGAGUGACCAGAAUCUAUUGUGGUGUCGAACAAUUUAACUUAGGUUUUGUUUUGUUUUAUCACAGAAUAUGAUUUGGCUACAAUAUUUACAUGUAUUUGAUAUAAUCAUUAAGUGAUUGUAUUAAAUACAUAUAUUUAAUUGUAUGAAUUAUAUUUGACUGUCAAAUGAUGAUUGUAAUAAAAAAUAUACAAGUAUUGUAGUCAA
Messenger RNA from Malus domestica (apple), 740 nucleotides. RefSeq lists its product as uncharacterized. Lineage: Eukaryota; Viridiplantae; Streptophyta; Magnoliopsida; Rosales; Rosaceae. The record is from RefSeq and is a predicted model, not a curated record.